Aaosphaeria arxii CBS 175.79 is the source of this 1729-nucleotide messenger RNA. RefSeq lists its product as uncharacterized. The transcript is spliced from 3 exons. NCBI's taxonomy places the organism in Eukaryota, Fungi, Ascomycota, Dothideomycetes, Pleosporales. Gene Ontology annotation, cellular component: mitochondrial outer membrane. Gene Ontology annotation, molecular function: ubiquitin-like modifier activating enzyme activity; tRNA threonylcarbamoyladenosine dehydratase activity. Gene Ontology annotation, biological process: cyclic threonylcarbamoyladenosine biosynthetic process. The record is from RefSeq and is a predicted model, not a curated record. The coding region runs from base 112 to 1611 and encodes 499 amino acids.
AGCAUACACAUCACUCGAUGCUUAAAUUUCUUACCGCUUCUCAUCACUCAACAAUUCGUUGCCUGAAGAUUUGAAUCAUCCAAACUUGUCACUUUCGAGCGGGAUUUGGCAAUGAUGGCCUCCUGGUUUUCCAAGGCCACGACGGCAACGACGAAUCUUGUGACCAGCAGCGCCAAUCAUCAUCGCCCGCAAAAUAAUCAAGCUCAACUGGUCACUGUCGCCGUCGUCUCGGGAGUUGUUGUAGGGACUGCCAUUCUGGGAAUGCAGAAGGCACUUCGGAUGUACAAGCUCACCGAAUAUGGAGGAGCUUCUGGAUGGUUUGCAAGCGCUGAAGACAAGCGUAGCAUUGAGCUUGCAGCAAGAGCAAGGAAGGGAGACUAUGACGACGAAUUGAUCUUGGAGCAAUUGGCACGAAACAGAGUCUUCUUGACUGAUGAGGGACUUGAAAGUCUACGCUCAUCCUUCGUCGUGGUGGUGGGCUGUGGUGGCGUGGGGUCUCACGCAAUAGCCGCCUUAGCUCGUUCUGGUGUGUCAAAACUUCGGCUCAUCGAUUUUGAUCAAGUUACGUUGUCUUCCCUAAAUCGACACGCGGUUGCCACGCUUGCAGAUGUAGGUACUCCUAAGGUACAUUGUAUUCGACGACGUCUGGAGCAAGUCACUCCCUGGACACAUUUCGAAUGCCGCAAUGAGCUAUUCGGCGAGGACACUGCAGAUUCACAGCUGGCGCCUAUGGACGGACAAGAGCCAGACUUUGUCAUCGAUGCCAUCGACAACAUCGACAGCAAAGUCGCAUUGCUUAACUAUUGCUACAAGAAUAAGAUCCCUGUAAUAUCCUCCAUGGGCGCUGGAUGCAAAUCGGACCCCACAAAGUUGUUCAUAGGAGACAUCUCGGCCAGCACAGAUGACCCCCUCUCCAAGUCGACCAGGCGUAGGCUCCGGGCUCUAGGAGUCAAACAAGGUAUACCAGUUGUAUUCUCUACAGAGAAGCCUGGUCCUGGCAAGGCCGAAUUGUUGCCUUUGCCCGAAGAAGAAUAUGCAAAAGGCAGCGUGACCGACCUCAGUGUCCUUCCAGACUUCCGUGUACGAAUUCUUCCUGUGCUAGGCACCAUGCCGGCAAUAUUCGGUCUCGCAGUCGCGAACCACGUCAUUCUAGAGCUUACAGGCUAUCCUCAUGAUUAUCUCCCUGCCAAGUCAAGAGAUAAGAUGUACGAUGGGAUCCUAGGUGCUCUCCAAGGAUUCGAAGAAAGACUCGCUAAGCACAAUGGCUUCGAUGCCCAAGGUUUGAGGAUUCCGCUCACCCCUGAGGAUGUCGGAUACCUCGUGGAAGAGGUCUACCAUGGCCGAAGCGUCAUCAGCGGAUUAGCUACCCGUCUAUGUCUCGUCCGCUGGCACCGACCAAGCGAAGACUUCAUUGAUAAGCGUACACCAGGCCAAAAGAACUCUCUGUUGCAGAUGAAUGAGCUUGUGUGCAUGACGAAAGAGGAGGCCGUGAAGCAUGAGAAGAAAGUCUUGAUGGGCCGCAAGGCACCCGAAGACCUUUACGACAGGAGAGUCGUCGAUGCUGUCAACCGCAAGAUGCUCGAAGAGGAAGCAUUUAGCAGAUACCGAUAAUCUAAAUAACGUUUACGAGGCCACCGAUUCAGAAUGAUUACAAUAAAUACAAUGUACACGAUAUACAUUUAGUAUAAAGAAAACAAUAGACUUCAAUUUUGUCGCAAGACUACAGCUC